UUUUUUGUUCGUGCGGCUCACAUGGUUGGCUUUCCUUCCUGCUCUCUUCCCAGUUGUAGUGCCUGUGUCUUCUCACCGCUCAGGGCAUUCAUGGACGCAAACCAAAACUUUUAACCUCCAGAACUCGGUGGAUCCCCCUCCAUUGGAUUGCACUGGAUUGGAUUUUUUUUCUUACUGGGAUUAAUAAGUGAAGAAACAUGGUCUCUUUCAGCUGCUUGUGGGAGAAUAUAUUUUAGCCUAAGAUGGAAUAAUGGCCUUAGGUUUGAGAAGCAAAUUUGGAAUGGGAAUUCAAACCGCACAAGUCCUGGUAAUUUUCUUGUGGUGACAGAUGAGACAUGAGAUCUUCAGCCUCCAGGCUUUCAAGUUUUUCUUCAAGAGAUUCAUUAUGGAAUCGGACCAUGCCGGACCAGAUCAGCGUGUGCGAGUUCAUCGCCGAGACCACGGAGGACUACAACUCGCCCACCACGUCCAGCUUCACCACGCGCCUGCAGAACUGCCGCAACACCGUCACGCUGCUGGAGGAGGCAUUGGAUCAAGACAGAACUUCACUACAGAAAGUGAAAAAAUCUGUAAAAGCAAUAUAUAAUUCUGGGCAAGAUCAUGUUCAAAAUGAAGAGAACUAUGCACAAGUACUAGAUAAAUUUGGAAGUAAUUUUUUAAGUCGGGAUAACCCAGAUCUUGGCACUGCUUUUGUAAAAUUUUCGACGCUUACUAAGGAAUUAUCAACGCUGCUGAAAAACCUGCUGCAGGGUUUAAGCCACAAUGUUAUCUUCACUUUGGAUUCUCUUUUGAAAGGAGACUUGAAAGGAGUUAAAGGGGAUCUUAAAAAGCCAUUUGACAAAGCCUGGAAGGAUUAUGAGACCAAAUUCACAAAAAUUGAAAAGGAAAAACGAGAGCAUGCAAAACAGCAUGGGAUGAUAAGAACAGAGAUAACAGGAGCUGAGAUAGCAGAAGAAAUGGAGAAGGAAAGGCGGUUAUUUCAGCUCCAGAUGUGUGAAUAUCUCAUUAAGGUUAAUGAAAUCAAGACAAAAAAAGGUGUGGACCUUCUACAGAAUCUUAUCAAGUAUUAUCAUGCACAGUGCAAUUUUUUCCAAGAUGGCUUGAAAACAGCUGAUAAACUGAAACAAUAUAUUGAAAAAUUGGCUGCUGAUUUAUAUAAUAUAAAGCAGACACAAGAUGAAGAAAAGAAACAGCUUACUGCCCUCCGAGACUUGAUAAAAUCCUCUCUCCAGCUUGAUCAGAAAGAGGAUUCCCAAAGCAGGCAAGGAGGAUACAGUAUGCAUCAGCUUCAGGGAAAUAAGGAGUAUGGUAGUGAGAAGAAAGGUUAUCUCUUAAAGAAGAGUGAUGGGUUAAGGAAGGUGUGGCAAAGAAGGAAGUGCACUGUCAAAAAUGGAAUUCUUACCAUAUCACAUGCAACAUCCAACAGGCAGCCUGCUAAACUGAAUCUACUAACCUGCCAAGUGAAGCCAAAUGCUGAAGAUAAGAAGUCUUUCGAUCUGAUAUCACACAACAGAACAUACCAUUUCCAGGCAGAAGAUGAACAAGAGUAUAUAGCAUGGAUAUCAGUGUUGACUAACAGCAAAGAAGAAGCUUUAAACAUGGCAUUCCGUGGAGAGCAGAGCACUGGGGAAAACAGUUUAGAGGAUCUAACGAAAGCCAUUAUUGAUGACAUACAGAGGUUACCUGGAAAUGAAGUCUGCUGUGAUUGUGGAUCACCAGAUCCAACGUGGUUAUCAACUAAUCUGGGCAUUUUAACAUGUAUAGAGUGUUCUGGAAUACAUAGAGAAAUGGGUGUUCAUAUCUCUCGAAUUCAGUCUUUGGAAUUAGACAAAUUAGGAACAUCUGAACUCUUGCUGGCCAAGAAUGUAGGAAAUAAUAGUUUUAAUGAUAUUAUGGAAGGGAAUUUACCUAGUCCUUCGCCUAAACCUACUCCAUCAAGUGAUAUGACGGCACGUAAAGAAUAUAUCACUGCUAAGUAUGUGGACCAUAGGUUUUCUAGAAAGACUUGUGCAUCUGCAGCAGCUAAACUGAAUGAACUACUUGAGGCUGUCAGAUCCAGGGAUUUACUUGCACUAAUUCAAGUCUAUGCAGAGGGAGUAGAGCUAAUGGAGCCGCUCUUAGAGCCCGGACAGGAGCCAGGUGAAACAGCACUUCAUUUAGCAGUCCGGAGUGCUGAACAAACCUCUCUCCAUCUGGUUGACUUCCUUGGACAAAACUGUGGAAACCUGGAUAAACAGACUGCAUUGGGGAAUACGGUUCUACACUACUGCAGUAUAUAUAAUAAGCCUGAGUGUCUGAAGUUGCUUCUGAGGGGCAAACCAACUGUUGAUAUAGUAAAUCAAGCGGGAGAGACAGCUCUGGAUACGGCAAAAAGAUUGAAAGCUAUCCAAUGUGAAGAACUGCUUUCCCAAGCCAAGUCAGGAAAGCUAAAUCCACAUGUACAUGUAGAAUAUGAGUGGAACCUUCGACAGGAAGAAAUUGAUGAAAGUGAUGAUGAUUUAGAUGACAAGCCUAGUCCUAUAAAAAAAGAACGUUCUCCAAGGCCCCAGAGCUUUUGUCACUCUUCCAGUCUUUCUCCACAAGACAAAAUGUCUCUGCCUGGAUUUGGUACUCCUAGAGACAAACAAAGACUCUCCUACGGAGCCUUUACCAAUCAGAUUUUUGUCUCUACAAGCACCGAUUCACCAACCUCUCCAACAGCAGAUGCUCCUCCUCUCCCUCCUAGAAAUGCUGUCAAAGGUCCACCUUCAACACUCCCUCUAAACACUCAAACCUCUAGUGGCAGCGCCCCUUCCAAGAAGAGACCACCUCCCCCACCCCCUGGACACAAAAGAACCCUCUCCGACCCACCAAGCCCACUACCUCAUGGACCCCAGAAUAAGGGCCCAGUUCCUUGGGGUAAUGAUUUGGGCCCAUCUUCGACUAAGACUGCAAACAAGUUUGAGGGGAUGUCUCAGCAGUCAAGCACUGGGACUGCAAAGACUGCACUUGGACCAAGAGUUCUUCCUAAACUACCUCAGAAAGUGGCACUAAGAAAAAUAGAAACCAGUCAUCAUCUUUCAAUAGAUAAACCGAGUCCUCACGCAGAAAUCUUCCUGAAGUCUUCGCAGUCUAUCGAUCUGCCACAGAAACCACAACCUGGAGACUUGGCCCCAAAGUCUCAACCUGUGGAACAAACCCAGAAACCUCAAAUUGGAGAUUUACCCCCCAAACCAGGAGAGCUCCCCCCAAAACCUCAACUAGGAGACUUGCCACCAAAACCACAACUUGGAGACUUACCUCCAAAGCCACAAAUGAAGGACCUUCCUCCCAAACCUCAGCUAGGAGAGGCAUUGGCUAAAACUCAAGCCAGAGAAGCAUCUCCAAAGCCUCCACCCUCUGAGACCAAUCAGAAAUCUCACUCCUUGGAUCUCUCUCCAAAUGCACAGUCUAGAGACGCCGUCCAGAAACAACCAUCUGAAGAUGCUAAUGACAUAGCGCACAGCCUCCCAGAGACCCCCGUGCCGCUCCCCAGGAAAAUAAACAUGGGGAAAAACAAAGUCAGAAGAGUAAAGACCAUUUAUGAUUGCCAAGCAGAUAAUGAUGAUGAGCUUACCUUUGUUGAAGGAGAAGUAAUUAUUGUAACUGGUGAAGAGGACCAAGAGUGGUGGAUUGGCCACAUCGAAGGACAGCCGGAGAGGAAAGGAGUCUUCCCUGUGUCCUUUGUGCACAUUCUGUCAGACUAAUAAACAUACAAAACUUGAGCAUUGCACAUCCUUCAUGCAAGACGGGCUUUUUAGCAAAAGCGAACAGCUGCUGCCUCCCUGUAAUCCUGUGCACAAUUGUAUAUAUAGCUGCUGUUACAAAAUAAGAAUUCAUUUAAGGUCCACCUCAUGAGGUGAAUUAUAUCCGCAUUGUAAAUAUACUGUGUUAUUCUGCCUUUGCCAGUAUUAUGGUAGCCUUGGAACCUGGCACGCCUUAUUGGGUUUGUUGAAGCCAUCCUUGGCAUCUAGCACUUAUAUCUCUGUCCAUGCUGUUAAAAUCGUGUACGAACUGCCAGCUUUCCAAAUAUAGGUGGUUUCAAUCACCCAUGUAACUGGAUAGAAAUGACUGUUCCUAACAAACUCCGUACUUUCAAUGAUAUGAUUAGAAAGUUAGAUUCUGUUUUCAAAGUGAAUGGUUUGGGCCCCUUUAAAGACCAGUCUACAGUUUUUAAGUGUACACCAUUUACAGCUAUGAAACCCACUUUGGUAUGUAUUAAAUGAAGUGUUCAGUUAAGUGUUAUUAUAAAAACAGCAACAGAAAUAUUCACUGACUUUACAGACAGCAGUAGCAUUUCUGGGUGCGCAUCCAGCAUUUCAUGUUUCUGUUCUGUGGACUCCUCCGCACUGAGUGCAGCUUCCCUGUGAUAUUACCUCACUGUAAGAAGGUUACAAAUUACUUCCCUCUGAGAACUUUUUUAUUAAACAUUAGUCAGACUGUCCUGCAUUAGAAAGAUGUACAAUUUGGUAAACCUUCUUCCAUUUAACUUCUAGAAAAUAUUACUCUUGGCAUUAUGCAUGCAUUUAGAAGCUUACUUAAAACCUGUCUUUGUACAUGAAUAGUACUGUAGUCACAUAGCUAAGUUUGAACAAGAGAGCAUUUCAAUUUUCUCACUGUUCACAUUGAAAUGUGAGCCUGCAACAGUAUUAGUUUAUAGCUAAUUGGCUGUCUGAACAUUGUCAUUUAAAAAUGGCUUCAACAUCGUUGAAGGUUAUAAUUAGCUAAUGUAAAACUUUGUAAGUGGUGUGUUAUUUGGCAAACUCAGUGUUGUAGAUAAUUUUUUUCAAACAAAAUCAGAGUGAAAAUUGCCCUUUUUCUGCUAUUGAUGAUGGAAACCCAAAUCACCAAUAUCAAGUUGUUUUAAUAGUCUUCAUUAAACCAAAAUUGUGGUCUAUAGUUUUACCUCCAGGCAUCAGCCAGCAAACACAUAAUUAUAAUGUUAAAUUUCUACUAGUCUUUCGAGUGUUGCAUUUGACCCCUGGCAGCUUCAGAAGUAUGAAAUUGCAUUGCCUAAAAACACAUUCCUUGCACUUAAUUAACUCUCAUUUUUUCUCUAUUCAAAGCAUCUAACAUGCUAUUAAAAUACAAAUCCAUUCAUUUUUCUCAUUUUCUACGGUAUGUUACAGUUUAACACACAAUUGUUUUUCUUCGUAAACCGUUUUUGUCAGGUUCCUUGCUUUUCAUAUAUAGGCCUGGUACAUUUCUUAAGAUAGAUGUCACUUCAGCACAACAACAGAUAUAAUUUAUAUUUUAUCGUAGAUCAUCUUGGCUACCCAGGAGAAUUUUUCAUUUCAUAAAAGCACAAUGCAAAUUUUCUGAAAGCUUUCAUUUUUAGAGCAGUUUGACAAAGCUGUAGUCAGUGAAUAUUUAAUCUUAUUGAUAUGGCUAAUAUGGAAAAUUUAAAUAUCAGUCUAAUAAAACCUGCAUGAUAAUUGCAAAAUAUUGGAACUGUUAUUGGAAAGCGGCUUUUAAACAAUUGCUUCAUCAUCUCUGACAAAAACAAGUUUAUUCUUAAAAAAACAAGAAAAGAAAAGGAAAAAAAAACAGGGCACAGUGCAACGAAGCUUGCUGGCAUUUCCCCCACAGCAUUACCCACAGUAUUUCAGACUCAUACUUUUUCUGGAAGGAAGUCAGGCCCAGAGUUUAUUUUGCAUUCCAUUUUAUCCAUUAAUACAUUUUAAGUUGCAUUAAAGAACAAAAACUAUUUACGUUUUGUGGUCAAGUGUAUUUUUAAGUGAUCUCAAAGUGAGCUGGUAAAAGCAAAAUGUAUAAAGAAACUUGGACAUGUAAAAUGAUGUUGAGUCAAAUGCUAUUCUUUUCUACGCUCUUUGCAGUAGUAUAUAUGCAUUUUUUUAAACUGAAAUUGAGUUCCAUCAGGAACAAGAGUUCUGUUUAUUCUGGCUUAUCGUGGGUCAUAGGAAACCUGAAAAACACGUUGUAUGAUAUUGAGUUUAAGUAUGGUAUUAUUUAAACUCAAUGAGCCACUCUGCAAUUUUGUACAUGACAUGGUAUUGGAGAAAGUCUAGAUCUUUAUGGACAAAUAGCUAAUUAGUUUUUUUGCCCCAGGAGGGGGAAGUAUGUUCUGCAAAUGAUGUCUUAUUUACUGUUGAACAGCAGUUGCUAUUUAUUUUUUUAUUACAUAGUACAUUGACGUGUUGUAUAGAAAUCAGCUCUGGUAGUGCCACUAGUUAAAAUCUUGACUUCUUAUUUGAAUGUUAAGGUCAAACAUCAGUACACUUGUCUCUUCACAUGUAUUUAAUGUGACAGUUUGAGUACUGUAUGUGUUAAUUUCUACUUUUUUAAUAUUUAAAGUCGCUUUUAAAUAAAUGUAUUCAGUUGAUCCCAGACAUCUGCACCAAGGCCCUUUUGUCAAUUGGAAUAUCCUUGAGGAGAAAAAGACAAUUUACUUCAGUAGAGUGCAAGAGACUAUCCUAAGUACUUGGAUAUAGCACACACCUUGCCUGGUCACCAUUGGCAUGUAUAUCUGUUAUGUACAGAAGCAUUUCCCUGUAGUUACAGUGUUUUAAUCCAACCCGUGGAGUAAUGAGCGCAUUUUGCUGUGACACUUUCUCCAGUGGGCUUUUCUACAUUUAAAGUGGCUUUCUGUUUGGAAAGAAACGCUUGCCUUUUCAGUCAUCUUCUUCUCUCCAGAAGGGAGAACAGAAUCUCUCAAACAGCUGUAGUGUGAAAUGGUUCUUCGAUGGCCAUGAGUGUGAUCCCUGGAGCUGAGCGCCUGUCUAAGUUACUACCUAGCCCGGUGGUUCUCAGCCUUUUUAGACUCCAACCGUCCCCUCAUAACUUGUGAACUGAGCAGCACCCCAGUUCAAAAAACAAGUGUAUUUAUUACAGUUCUUACCUCCUUGGAGAAGGGCCAGGCAGCAGGUGCCAUGCAAGGAGAGCCUGCCCUUACUUAACCCCUCAUGCUUCCUGUGGCACCCCAGCCCCCACAGUGAGAAAUAACAAUCUAGCCUUUACCAGAGAAGGUCGACACAUUUGAAGUUGUGUGGAGCCUUCUUUUAGGCUCUUGAAUGCUUUCAGUGCAGUCUCUUCUACUUGAAAGAGGGCCCCAGUAACCAGCUCCUUCCUUUCUGACUUACUGGUUUUACUCUCUCGCUAUUUAAAAGACAACUUACAGAAACUUUUUAG
Alligator sinensis (Chinese alligator) is the source of this 7167-nucleotide messenger RNA. RefSeq names its product ArfGAP with SH3 domain, ankyrin repeat and PH domain 1 (gene ASAP1). Gene Ontology annotation, molecular function: GTPase activator activity; protein binding. The record is from RefSeq and is a predicted model, not a curated record. Lineage: Eukaryota; Metazoa; Chordata; Crocodylia; Alligatoridae. The transcript is spliced from 30 exons. Gene Ontology annotation, cellular component: cytoplasm. Bases 336 to 3725 code for a protein of 1129 amino acids. Gene Ontology annotation, biological process: positive regulation of GTPase activity.